Messenger RNA from Penicillium diatomitis, 651 nucleotides. Its product is annotated as Mpv17/PMP22 family protein. The record is from RefSeq and is a predicted model, not a curated record. Lineage: Eukaryota; Fungi; Ascomycota; Eurotiomycetes; Eurotiales; Aspergillaceae. Gene Ontology annotation, cellular component: cytoplasm; mitochondrion; membrane. The transcript is spliced from 2 exons. Bases 1 to 651 code for a protein of 216 amino acids.
AUGACGCAGCUCUGCAGCUCCGUCGUCGUGUACUUGUUUGGAGACUUGAGCGCACAACUACUGUUUCCCUCAGAUCCGCCUCAGCCUAGCAAGUCUGUGGAUCAGACUGGCCAAGAAGGCGACGAUGAGCAGACCGCUCGUGGAGGUGGAUACGAUCCUUGGAGGACGGUGAGACAUCUGAUGGUCGGUGCAGGGUCGAGUAUACCUUCAUACAACUGGUUCAUGUUCCUUCACAACAACUUCAACUACCCAUCAAAAUUUUUCUCCAUCUUGACCAAGGUGGUCGUACAACAAAUCUGCUUCACCCCCGUCUUCAACACGUACUUCUUCAGCAUGCACUCCUUGCUAGCGGGCGCCACAAUUGAAGAAACGUGGGAACGUCUCAAGAAGGCUCUUCCAGUCAGUGUGACCAAUUCGGUCAAGCUCUGGCCCGCUGUCACAGCCUUCAGCUUCAUGUACGUGCCAGCCCAGUUCCGCAAUGUCUUUGCAGGUGUCAUCGCGGUUGGUUGGCAAACUUACUUGAGCUGGCUGAACCAGAAGGCUGCGCGCGAAGUUCUUGCUGCGGAAAUGGCCAUGGACUCGAGAACUACGCAUCGCUUGCCUGCGAUGGCUGACUCGCAGGCUUCUACAGCAGCAUCGGCUGCUGCGUAG